AUGAAGCGAUGCACGACAGACGUUUCGCGCAGACUGCGUGCUUCUGACCUGGCGUUUGCGGGUCGGCGAUGGACGUCGCAUGCCAGUGCCUCUUUGACGGACGAGGCGCUGCUUGAAAAGGUUGGCGCGCGGCUCAACGACGACAAGUACGGAGAGAAAAUCACACUCGAUUCUAAGAAAAAGACGAUAUCGACCGAUUCUGGCGAGCUGCCCAUGUCCCCCUUGUUUGACCCCGCGUGGAUCAAAUCACGGAGGCGAAAAGCAAAAGAACCGCCGCGGCCAGCAACUGGCCAGUUCCAAAAGCAUCUUCGGAAGAACCCAUUCGCGCAGGCCCUGGCAACACCGCUGCGAUACUGUCCCGUCACCAAGACGCAUCAACCGCGAUACUUUUUACAGCGAUUCGACGUAAUUCGACAUCCAGAAACGAAGAAAGGCUGGCUAGCUCCCUCAAACGACGAUUACGGCCACAUACAAAAAAACCAUGAAAUACGAGCAGACGGGACGCCCAUCGCGGCGUCAGCUAGCAAAGCAAGCCCUGGCAGCGCAGACGAGCAUGCACCCCGGGUGACGGGGUACGUCGCGUCGCAAAAGUCCGUCUUCGAUGCACUGUCGGGGCCGAACAAGCGGUUACGGGGCUCCCUGCUCGCGCGCCGGGCGGGCAUGUCUGUGAGCCCGGACGCCAGCGCGCCAGUGUGGCGGCACGACAUGAGCGAGGUGGUGCUGCGGGAGAUGCGCCGCGAGGCGGCCGGUGAGCUCAUCCGCCGAGCAGCCGUGGCGAAUCACAAGUUUGUGCAGCCCUGCGCGCGGUGGGCGGACGUCAAGGACGUGGAGCGGCGCGGUUGCAUCCUGUGGCUGCCGCGGGCGGAGGACAGGGCGACGGCGCGGCAGCACGCGACGUUUGAUGUCGUCGACGCCAACUACGAUUCCAAGAUGCCGGUUCAUAACUUAAACUGGCUGCUGGGCGAGGAAGAGGUCGCGAGGCUGCGCGGCGAGUCGGACGUGUUCAGGGAUAAGGGGCUGCUGGUGCUGAAGAGCUGGCCGACCAAGACCAUGGUGCAGUUGCACUUGCUUUUGUGGAAGCUCCAGGGCUAUUUGGAUGGUCCAACGAAAUAG
Molecule: messenger RNA, 1113 nt
Organism: Cordyceps fumosorosea ARSEF 2679
Lineage: Eukaryota; Fungi; Ascomycota; Sordariomycetes; Hypocreales; Cordycipitaceae
Exons: 2
Coding region: 1-1113 (370 amino acids)
Source: RefSeq, a predicted model, not a curated record